Paramecium tetraurelia is the source of this 543-nucleotide messenger RNA. RefSeq lists its product as uncharacterized. The transcript is spliced from 2 exons. The record is from RefSeq and is a predicted model, not a curated record. NCBI's taxonomy places the organism in Eukaryota, Ciliophora, Oligohymenophorea, Peniculida, Parameciidae.
AUGAAAUAAAAUGUCACUUGUACAGAUCAUGGGAAGUUAAUGGAAUAUCUAAAUUUUCAUGCAAAUUCUAAAUGCAAUCUGUUUUGUGAGGAAUGCAUUAAAAGUUAAAACAUUUAAAAUACAUUAGUAAGAAUAGAUAAAAUUAGGGAUAAGGUUGUAAAUGAAUUAAAAAGCAUCAAGCAAUAUUAGGAGAAAUAUUAAAAUAAAAUUAGAAUUAUUUAAAAUUCAUUAAUUUCUUUAAAGGAAAAAGAAUAGUAAUUAUGUAAAGUUAUUGAUGAUAUUGAUAUCUAUUAAUUUUAAAAUGUUUAAGAUUAUAUUUAAAAAAUUUAUAGAAUUAACAAUGGAGAUGUGUAGGCAACACUUACUCAAUAAUUUUUUCAAGAUACACAACCUAUUGAUUAACUAUAAAGAAUGUUUACUUUCAGCCAAGAAUAUAAAAAUGAAUCUGUUAUAUUAUUGAAUAAAUUCACAAUAAAACAAAGUAUUAUGGAUGAUAAUUCAUUGAUUAGAUAAAGUGAUUAUGAAUUCCCUUGCAGUUAUUGA